GUCGCUAGUCCUGCUUCUCACAUUUAUCCGUCUCACACGCCAACCACUGUGAACAUAUAGGACAUCUGCCUACAUGCCCGGCGACGUCGAAACCAUCCCCCAGCUGCCUCCUAUCCCUCCGCAGACGCCAUUCGGUGCUGGAGCUGAUCGCUAUCCUUGGGAACGUCACUAUCCUCUCAGCUCGUGGUCUCCGUCGGCUAUACCGACGGAAUCAGGACGUUCGAAGUCAACAUCACCAGUCACACGACUGCGUGCUCUACCAGUCCCGCCUCUCCCGAGUUCGAGCACUCUGGGCGAAAUCAUCAUUCCUCUCAGGUCACAGUCCAGGUCUCACUCGCAUUCGCGAAGCGGGUCGCGCGUUCUUGUACUGGCUUCCGCGUCGACCGCAGAACCCAUAGUCAUUUCCCCACCUGCGCGCACCCAUUCCCGGAGCGCCUCCGCAGUGAUGUCCAAACUUCCACCCACGGCACGGGCAUCCCCAGCUGAGGCCCCCGUGCGUCCCUAUACACGCACCAAAUCACGCCCCCUCCCUCUGCCACUGCCUCCGAAGGACCCUCUUCUUCACGCGGACCGCGCGCUGGUGCGAACUGAAUCGCUACCACUGCCAAGGUUAACCCCCGCCUCAGCCCCCGCCGCAACUCACCCCGCACGCCACCACACCACACCCUUGCCUGAGCAACACGAGGAGGUUGCUCCGUUGUCUGCGCCACCGCGAAGAUCUGGUCCUUCGCACUCACAUGUGAACUCGCGAGCUAUGCUCGUUACGAUCACCCAAGACCAAUACCCACAAGUCCCGCAACUCCCUCUGAAGGAACCUCCCCCCAUACCCGCGUCUGUACCCGUGCGGGCGCCCACGCCACCCAGGCCAAAGCCACGCCCCGCGGGUCUCCCUGCCACCCCGCGACGCCAAGACGACAACCGUGGUAGCGAGCGCGGUCGGAGCACGCAGCCCGCGCCGGUCACGAUUCGCGCGAGCCCAGUGCGGGCCUUAGAGCCAGCGCCGACCGCGUGGGCGAAGCAGCACAACGACCAGUACGCGCGGAAGUGGGUUCUGGAAAAGAACGGGAAGCGCUUGACGCAGGAUUCGAUGGUCGUCGCCCAGCAGCUCCGGCUGUUGCGAUGACCGGCGUGCUACCAUAUGGGUAACUUGUUUGAACCAUCUAGAGUGGAGGCUGGGUUGUUCGAGCCGCGGGGGCGUUCUGUCGGCGUGUGGCCGAGUCCCUUGUACAGUUGUUAGUUUGUCUUUUGCGACCUCCGCUCUUUUCACACCGCAUCUCUCCCUACCGCACUCACGCCAUGUGGCGUACACGCUGAUCAUGGUAUUUGCCAAAUCGAAACAUUGUCGUACGUAGUUGUAGCAGUAAUCAUCAAGCAGGCCG
Messenger RNA from Trametes versicolor FP-101664 SS1, 1379 nucleotides. RefSeq lists its product as uncharacterized. The record is from RefSeq and is a predicted model, not a curated record. Lineage: Eukaryota; Fungi; Basidiomycota; Agaricomycetes; Polyporales; Polyporaceae. The transcript has 2 exons. Bases 74 to 1123 code for a protein of 349 amino acids.